Messenger RNA from Porites lobata, 486 nucleotides. Lineage: Eukaryota; Metazoa; Cnidaria; Anthozoa; Scleractinia; Poritidae. The record is from the annotation of a GenBank genome assembly.
AUGGAUGAAAUCUAUAACCUGGAAUAUACCUUUUUCUAUUCAAGCAUCCCGCUCCUUGUCACUGGAUUCAUCGGAAAUGUGUUGGUAAUACGAGUGGUUCACAAAACACGGGAGAUGCACACGCCGACAAAUUAUCUUUUGGUGAGCAUGGCCGUUAGUGAUGUUAUCACCAUUUUGUUAUGGCCGUUGUAUUUCUUUGUAUAUUGGAAAUUCUUUUGCAAGUUAUUUGCGCUCGUUCAAGCCUGUAUAACGGUUUCCUGCAUUACAAUAACUGUACUAGCAGUCGAAAGAUAUCACGCUUUACUGAAACCUUUUAGAAAUGGACUUCUCUUAAGAGAAGACAACAUUAAGAAGGCGAUCGCUUACAUUUGGGGCGCUAGCGUCCUCGAAAGCUUCCCACUCAUAUUCUUUAAAGAAUGGAGCAAGACUUAUGAGACAUGUAUUGGUCCCUGGACAUUACACUUGAAUCAAGGUAGCAAAGCUUGU